Molecule: messenger RNA, 1026 nt
Organism: Amphimedon queenslandica
Lineage: Eukaryota; Metazoa; Porifera; Demospongiae; Haplosclerida; Niphatidae
Product: uridine phosphorylase 2-like
Exons: 6
Coding region: 80-934 (284 amino acids)
Biological process (GO): uridine catabolic process; nucleotide catabolic process
Cellular component (GO): cytosol; cytoplasm
Molecular function (GO): uridine phosphorylase activity
Source: RefSeq, a predicted model, not a curated record
UUAACGAGGGUGUGGCUGAUUUUUUUAGAGACUGCUAUAGUAUAAUAAUUGAAGAAGUUUGCUGCAAUCACAAAUCACAAUGAAUCCUCAAUUAGAGACACUUCCCUAUGAUUUCCUUUAUCACAUUGGGUACAGUAAAGAGGAUGCAAAAAAAAUAUUUGGAGAUGUAAAGUUUGUUGUAAUGGGUGGGAGUUCAAAGAGGAUGGUGUCUUUUGCUGAGAAAAUAGCAAAAGCCAUCAAUCACCCACAGACUGAGCUGCAGCAUUUGGACAUGACCAGGACUGACAGGUUCUGCUUUUACAAAAUUGGACCAGUCAUAUCUGUUAAUCAUGGUAUGGGUGUUCCCUCAAUUACCAUAUUACUUCAUGAGAUUCUUAAACUCCUCCAUUAUGCUGAAGCUGUAGAUCCUGUCAUCAUUAGAAUUGGCACCAGUGCUGGAUUAGGUUUGCCUGCUGGUACUGUAGUAAUUACUGAUAGGGCUGUGAAUGACUACGUUGAAGAACAACACAAAAUAAUUAUUUUGGGUAAGAGAGUUCAAAGACCAGCUGUUAUGAGCAAACCUUUAGCAGAUGAGAUCCUCAAGGCACAAACUAAUACUACCUUUAUAACGACACUUGGGACAACUAUGUGUACUGAUGACUUUUAUGAAGGAAGGACAAAUGCAGCUUGUUGUGACUGCACAACAGAAGAAAAACUUGCUUAUUUAAAAGAAAUACACCAGAAAGGUGUUUCAAACAUUGAAAUGGAAGCGACUGCUUUAGCUUCUCUUUGCAACAAAGCUGGAUUCAAGUGUGCAAUAGUCUGUGUGACAUUAAUUAAUAGACUUGAAGGAGAUCAAGUGGAUAUACCACCUGACGUUUAUGCCUCAUAUCAGGAACGACCACAAAAUUUAGUGUGUGAUUACAUUUGUGGAAAGCUGGCUGGAAACUAUUAGAUACAAUGUAUAUUUAGCUACACCUAUGCUGAUUAUGGUGAAAUAACUGAGCUACUCGUUCAUAAUAAAAGUUGCUAUCAAAAUUGCUAUAA